AUGGCAGGAAUGAAACCAUUUAAUAGUGGUCAUGAAGACCUAAUUCAUGAUGUCGUAUACGAUUUUUACGGAAGACAUGUCGCCACAUGCUCAUCUGACCAACAUAUAAAAGUUUUCAAACUUGACAAAGAGACUAGUGAAUGGGAAUUGAGUGAUUCCUGGAAGGCUCAUGAUAGCAGUAUAGUCUCAGUGGAUUGGGCUAGUCCCGAAUACGGACGCAUUAUUGUGUCCGCAUCAUAUGAUAAAACCGUGAAAUUAUGGGAGGAAGACCCAGAUCAACCGGAGGGUUCAGGCCGUCGUUGGACUAAAUUGUGCACUUUGAAUGAUUCUAAAGGAUCUCUAUACACUGUAAAAUUUGCUCCUCCACAUUUAGGUCUGAAAUUAGCUUGCAUUGGUAAUGAUGCAACCUUAAGAAUAUACGAGGCAUUGGAACCUUCUGAUCUAAGAUCUUGGACAUUGACAUCAGAAGUAAAAGUUUUGCCAGUACCACCUGCUAACCACUUGCAAUCAGAUUUUUGCAUAGCAUGGUGUCCAUCCAGGUUUUCACCCGAGAAGCUUGUGGUUUCUACAUUAGAUCAAGCUUCGAUUUACCAAAGAGGUAAAGAUGGGAAGUUAUACAUUGUUGCCAAACUAAAUGGCCAUAAGGGUUUGAUAAGAGAUAUAAGUUGGGCUCCAUCUAUUGGAAGAUGGUAUCAUUUAAUUGCUACCGGUUGUAAAGAUGGAAAACUUCGUAUCUUCAGACUUGUAGAGAAAUUAUCUGACAAUUCAUCAAAGGACGCAAUCAAUGAUAGUUAUGAUGACGAAGACGUUGAUAUGGAGGAUAUUGCAGAGAAUAAAGAAAAAUCACUACUUGGUUCUUCAGUAAGCGUAGAGUUAUUAAGUGAACACGAUGAUCACAAUGCCGAAAUUUGGUCAGUGUCCUGGAACUUAACGGGAACCAUCUUAAGUAGUGCUGGCGAUGAUGGCAAAGUAAGAUUGUGGAAAUCUACAUACUCUAAUGAAUUUAAGUGCAUGUCAGUGAUCACAUCAAAUUCUUAG
Molecule: messenger RNA, 1038 nt
Organism: Naumovozyma castellii
Lineage: Eukaryota; Fungi; Ascomycota; Saccharomycetes; Saccharomycetales; Saccharomycetaceae
Gene: SEH1
Product: Seh1p
Exons: 1
Coding region: 1-1038 (345 amino acids)
Source: RefSeq, a predicted model, not a curated record